This is a messenger RNA of Paramecium octaurelia, 1104 nucleotides long. The record is from the annotation of a GenBank genome assembly. NCBI's taxonomy places the organism in Eukaryota, Ciliophora, Oligohymenophorea, Peniculida, Parameciidae.
UAUGUCAUAUGAUCCUCCUGUCAUCCCAAACCCUUCAUAAAUGCUUCACGAGUCUUAGUUCGUCAACAUUUCUCAAAAACAUCUUUUUCUCCCCAACAGUCCUUUUGAUAUCAAUAAUCAAUCUGAAAAAGUCUAUUCUCAAAUAGCUUUUGAACCUCAACAACUAGAGAUGAUGUUCGACAUUCUACCAUCUUAAAAGGCAGUUUCUCAAUAAUUCAAUAAGAAACCAUCAAAAAUUUCAAAUCUCAAAUAACCCACUUCUUCUGCAAUCUUACUAUCAAAAAGGUAUUUCAUUAUUUUAGUUAUUUGUAGAUCUAUUCACCAUAAAUUACAAUCAACAAUGUCAAAUUAUCAAUUUUAAAAAGAACCUCUCAAAUCUUAGAAAGGUACUUUAAAUCAAUAUUUUAUCAGUAGGACUAAGACACCUGUCAAUAAAAGUUAAAGAGAUAGUUUUUGAAUUCAAGUUAACAUCUUACAAGGACGUGGCAGAAAGACUUAUAAAAGAAUAGAUUUAAUACUAAGAUAGAAUUUCAGAUUAUGUUAAUGUAAAUAUAAUUAAAUAUUACAAAGUCAAAAGAUGAGUAGAAUAUUAAAAGAAGAGUUUAUGAUGCCAUUAAUGUUAUGAUAGCCUCAAGAGUUUUAAAAAAAGAUGGCAAAACGGUUAAAGCUAAUUUUGACAAUUCAGGUUAUGCUAAGAAUCUAUUGCAGCUAAAAUCUCUCCAUGAAGAACAACUCGUAAAUCCUCUAUAAUAUUAUUAGAAUAAAAAGUAAAAAAUUUUAGAAAUGAAAAAAAAAUAGUUGGCUGAUAUAGUUUGGAAGGUUAAAGCUGCUAAUUUACUAAUUGAAAGGAAUAAAUCCCUAGAACUUAAUAAUUAAUAAUAAUUGUUCUAUUUUCCAAUUUUGACAUUCACUUAAGAUGCCAAACAUCCAAAAUUUAUUAAAGAUAAAAAUUUAUUAAAAAUUUUAAUGAAAUCAAAGACAAAUUUUACAGCUGAUCUAGAUAUUAUAAAAUAUUUAUUUAUGUAAAUUUGUAUAAUCAACUAUUUUAGAGAAAAAAUAGACUCAAAGUACUUGUUGGAUGAAUGUUAAAAUUUAUAUAUAUGA